UUAUUAAAUGAGAUAAUAAAAUAAUUUGUUGGUUUCGUUUCAAAUUUCCAUACUGGAUAUCUAGAAUUAAAACUCAGAAAAAUGAAUGUAUUUCGAGGAUUGGUGCUUCGGUUGCCGCGGUUGGAUGUUAUUACACACAGAGCCAUCGCAACAACAGUCCCCAAUUCUGCGGGGGAGAAGUGGCGAUUGCAGCAUGGCAAAGCUAGGUGUGGGAACGAAUAUGGUCCUUUAACAGAUUUACCUGAUUGGUCAUAUGUAGAUGGUCGUCCAGCUCCUUUAAAUAGAGGGCAAGUGAGGAGAAUCGAAGAAAGGAAACAAUUAGCUGAACAAAUUCGGGAGGGAAUAAGCGACCUACAAUUCGCUAUAGCCAAUCAUGAGUAUCGGACAAAGAAACAACAAGAUGAAAGACAAGCAAUAAAAGACAGUAAAUUCAAACCUAAAAGACGAUCAAACAAAAAUACAAGGACUUGA
Molecule: messenger RNA, 471 nt
Organism: Owenia fusiformis
Lineage: Eukaryota; Metazoa; Annelida; Polychaeta; Sabellida; Oweniidae
Source: the annotation of a GenBank genome assembly